CAUACCCGGGCGCAGGCGUACUCGUCUCUCUUCCAGCUUGCUUCCGCAGCCCUGGAGUUGGGCCCGGCUUGGGUGGGCCUCGACAGCGGCGGCACCGGCGACGGCGAUAGUGACAGGGACUGCGUGAGUCUCGGACGGAAAUGGCGAUGGCGAUGUCAGACAGUGGGGCGAGCCGCCUGCGGCGGCAGCUGGAGUCGGGCGGCUUCGAGGCGCGGCUGUACGUGAAGCAGCUCUCGCAGCAGUCGGACGGAGACCGAGACCUGCAGGAGCACCGGCAGCGCAUCCAGGCGCUGGCGGAGGAGACGGCGCAGAACCUGAAGCGCAACGUCUACCAGAACUACCGGCAGUUCAUAGAGACGGCCCGCGAGAUCUCCUACCUGGAGAGCGAGAUGUAUCAGCUCAGUCACCUGCUGACCGAGCAGAAGAGCAGCCUGGAGAGCAUCCCGCUUACCCUGCUGCCGGCUGCCGCCGCCGCGGGGGCCGCCGCCGCCUCCGGAGGGGAGGAGGGGGGAGGCGGCGCGGGGGGACGCGACCACCUCCGGGGCCAGGGUGGCUUUUUCCCCAGCCCCGGGGGCGCCUCCCGCGACAGUUCCGGGCCAGGCGAGGAAGGAAAGCAGCGCACUCUCACCACCCUGCUUGAGAAGGUGGAAGGCUGCAGGCACCUGCUGGAGACGCCGGGACAGUACCUGGUGUACAACGGGGACCUGGUGGAAUACGAGGCGGACCACAUGGCCCAGCUGCAGCGGGUGCAUGGCUUUCUCAUGAACGACUGUUUGCUGGUGGCCACCUGGCUGCCACAGCGGCGGGGGAUGUAUCGCUACAACGCCCUCUAUCCCUUGGAUGGUUUGGCCGUGGUCAAUGUCAAGGACAACCCGCCCAUGAAGGACAUGUUCAAGCUGCUCAUGUUUCCGGAGAGCCGUAUUUUUCAAGCAGAAAACGCAAAAAUCAAACGAGAGUGGCUGGAAGUGCUGGAGGAAACCAAGAGGGCCCUCAGUGAAAAAAGACGCAGGGGGCAGGAGGAGGCAGCUGCCCCUCGAGGGCCACCCCAGGUGACUUCCAAGGCUAGCAACCCUUUUGAGGACGAAGAUGACGGCGAACCAGCUGUUCCCGAGGCAGAAGAAGAGAAGGUGGACCUCUCAGUGGAAUGGAUCCAGGAAUUGCCUGAAGACCUGGAUGUCUGUAUUGCCCAGAGGGACUUUGAAGGGGCCGUCGACCUGCUGGAUAAAUUGAACCGUUACCUGGAAGAUAAGCCCAGCCCACCUCCUGUAAAAGAACUAAGGGCCAGAGUGGAUGAGCGUGUCCGCCAGCUCACUGAGGUGCUAGUGUUUGAACUCUCCCCGGAUCGGUCCCUGAGAGGUGGUCCCAAGGCCACCCGCCGGGCGGUUUCUCAGCUAAUCCGGCUUGGCCAGUGCACGAAGGCUUGUGAGCUGUUUUUGAGAAACAGGGCAGCAGCUGUGCAUACUGCAAUACGCCAGCUUCGCAUUGAAGGUGCCACUUUACUCUACAUUCAUAAGCUCUGCCACGUCUUCUUUACCAGCCUUCUGGAGACCGCCAGGGAAUUUGAGACGGACUUUGCGGGCACCGACAGCGGCUGCUACUCUGCCUUUGUGGUCUGGGCGAGGUCAGCCAUGGGCAUGUUUGUGGAUGCUUUUAGCAAGCAGGUGUUUGAUAGUAAGGAGAGCCUCUCCACAGCAGCUGAGUGUGUAAAAGUGGCAAAGGAGCACUGUCAGCAACUGGGCGACAUCGGACUAGACCUCACCUUCAUCAUCCACGCCCUCCUGGUGAAAGACAUCCAAGUGGCCUUGCACAGUUACAAAGAAAUCAUCAUCGAAGCCACUAAGCAUCGCAACUCUGAGGAGAUGUGGAGGAGGAUGAACUUGAUGACUCCAGAGGCCCUGGGGAAACUCAAAGAGGAGAUGAAGAGCUGUGGAGUGGGUAACUUCGAGCAGUACACGGGGGAUGACUGCUGGGUGAACCUGAGUUACACGGUGGUUGCUUUCACCAAACAGACCAUGGGCUUCUUGGAGGAGGCACUGAAGCUGUAUUUCCCGGAGCUGCACAUGGUGCUUUUGGAGAGCCUGGUGGAAAUCAUUUUGGUUGCUGUUCAGCACGUGGAUUACAGUCUUCGGUGCGAGCAAGAUCCAGAGAAGAAGGCUUUUAUCAGACAGAAUGCAUCCUUUCUGUAUGAAACGGUCCUCCCUGUGGUGGAGAAAAGGUUUGAGGAGGGUGUGGGGAAACCCGCCAAGCAACUCCAGGACCUCAGAAAUGCAUCGAGACUGAUUCGUGUGAAUCCCGAAAGUACAACGUCAGUGGUCUGAUGCCUGGCCCUGUUUUUGUGUAUGCGUGUAUAUUGCUUAUGGAUUAUUUAUAUUAAGUUGCAGUAGCAUAUUCUUUAUAGUUUCAAACAUGUCUUAAAAAUAAAAGAUGCCCUCUCGGAUAAAAGCGCAAAAUCAAA
Molecule: messenger RNA, 2455 nt
Organism: Physeter macrocephalus (sperm whale)
Lineage: Eukaryota; Metazoa; Chordata; Mammalia; Artiodactyla; Physeteridae
Gene: EXOC8
Product: exocyst complex component 8
Exons: 1
Coding region: 141-2318 (725 amino acids)
Biological process (GO): Golgi to plasma membrane transport; exocytosis; intracellular protein localization
Cellular component (GO): exocyst
Source: RefSeq, a predicted model, not a curated record